AUGGCCACUACAGAUCUGAGGCAGUGGAAUACAUUUCUAUCUGAACGGUUCGCAGUCAGCACCAUCCUCCAGUGUUGCUAUGUUGUAGUGGGUGUCUUGGGGAACUUUCUUGUUAUCAUGAUGUAUAGAUUUAAGAUGAGGAACCAGAAAGAGGACCGCUUCUUUAUCCCUGUACUGGCGGUGGUGGAUCUGACUGGCUGUGUAACCUCAGCCUCGCUAUCACUCACCCAGAACCUGUUCCCGGUGAUGUUUCCCGCGGACGUUGUCUGUAAGUUCCUAUUUUUCAGUACUUCAGUGACAAUCAUUAGCUCUCUGCUCCUCCUGUUCGUGAUCUCAGUUCAGCGGUACCAGAAGAUCUGUCGGCCGUUUGGUUGGCAGAUGACGGAGCGGCAUAAGUAUUGUUGUGUAGCACUGACGGUGUUUUGUGCUGGACUGUUAUCUGUCCCUGUCCUUGUCCUGUAUGGUAACCACCCCAUACAUAAAACUAACAUCACAGGGGUUGUUUGUGGAGUCGGUACUGGCAAACACACUGAUUUGGCUGUUUACAAUUACGUUAUCUUGAGUCUAGAAUGCAUCGCCGUAGGAAUAAUGUCUUUCCUGUACUUUUUGGUCGGUAAGAGAGUUUUCUACAGUUUUAAAAGUAUGAAAAGUUACAAGCGUAAAUUUUCAAUAUCAAAGAAUUCCAAUGCAGCAGUACACUGUCCGUCAGAAGAUGAAAGUUUUAUAUCAAAGGAGAGCGCUGAAAUCAAAAACAAAGACGAAGAGAAACGUGACGAAACCCAGCUAAGGACGGAAAAUGCAGUAGUCAUCAGCAAAGAGAAUAAAAACUCUGAAUCCAUUCCAAGUGGCGGGAGCAACACCGGCACAGAGACAAUGUCAAGGCCCACAACUAAAAAAACAAUGGGGAUCGAGAGGGUUCUGGACAGGGGCGUUGAUAUCAAUGACCAUGACCCACGGGGAACUGGUCUCACAGAAUCCUUAGCAGAGGGCGGCCCCAUUUUCUCAUUGGAGGCGGUGGAUGCUCAAGAUAAUUCUUGUGCUGAGGAAGUCGGUCCUGUAGAAAAAGACAUUGUCGAUGUGUAUAAGUCUUCUAACAACAAGGAGAACAAGAUGUCGAAACAAAUCAGAAAUCAGAAUGUUCCGUUUCUCAGUAGCAAGAGAAACGAAAGCGUUCCCGUUUUUGAAAAGCAAAGGAACCUAAGCACAACGUCUUUUAGUAAAAGAAAGAAUCAAAGUGCACCCUCCUUUCAAAAAAACAGAAAUCAAAGUGUGUCAUCUUUCAAGAAGGACCGGAAAACUUCAAAUGUUGAUUCUAUAUCUAGUAACAAAAACAGUUGUGCGGUCCAUCGUUAUACUAUAAUGUUCAUCGUCAUAUCGUUCGUUGCUAUCGUUACUUACAUUCCUCCGUGGAUAUUCAUCAUAAUGGAGACGCAGGACCACGAAUUCUGGAGUGGUCUAACAUACGGCGAAAGCAUGACUUUUCUCAUUAUCCGGCGGAUUUACAUCAUCAACCAUGUGGUCAAUCCUGUCAUAUAUGGACUUUUUGACGGGCGUUUCCGGUACGCACUUAAAAAAAUGCUCUGUCCAAAAGUGGAUAUCAACUUUUAA
Messenger RNA from Ostrea edulis (European flat oyster), 1608 nucleotides. Its product is annotated as cholecystokinin receptor type A-like. Gene Ontology annotation, biological process: neuropeptide signaling pathway. Gene Ontology annotation, cellular component: membrane. The coding region runs from base 1 to 1608 and encodes 535 amino acids. Gene Ontology annotation, molecular function: neuropeptide receptor activity. The record is from RefSeq and is a predicted model, not a curated record. The transcript has a single exon. NCBI's taxonomy places the organism in Eukaryota, Metazoa, Mollusca, Bivalvia, Ostreida, Ostreidae.